CCGUUAAUUGUGCCGUCACCCCGAGUUGGUGUUUGGUUAAAUGCGCACUACUGCCUCAUAGCCUAACGGGAUACGCCCAUUGCUGUUGAAGUACAAGGCAGAGGAUGUACGUGUUGGGGCUGUUCACAGAGCGAGGGGUGGGUCACCUCAAGGGAGUGACAUGUGGACUGUGUCUACUGUUGUUCCUGGGGACAUCUAGAGGUCAGGACGACCACCAUGUACUUCGACUACACAAUGACAUCAUCAGAAACAACAACCCAAAUGUCAGACCAGUCAAGAACAGCAGUGACUCUAUCACGGUCUCAUUGGAACUUCACCUUCUCAGCAUAUCUGAUUUUGAUGAAGUUACUCAGACAGUGACAGCCAAUGGGUUUUUCUUAGUUUCCUGGAAAGAUGAGUUUCUAACCUGGAACGUCAGCGAGUAUGGAGGUAUCAAUGAAAUAAAUCCUGACUAUGGGAAGGUUUGGAGACCUUAUAUUGCAAUUCGAAACCAGGUGGUUGACGCUGAACCUCUGGGACUCGACUUUGGUGUCAUUAAAGUGACCGCCGAAGGAAUUGUGACUUGGUCACCUGGCGAUACCUUCAAGACUUUCUGCCAAAUGGAUGUUACCAACUUUCCUUUGGAUGAACAGGAGUGUACCUAUAAGACGUUUGAUUGGAGAACUAGUCUGAAAGAAGUUGAUUUAAGACCGACUAAUAACUCUAUAGGAUUAAAUUUGUUUGACUCCAACAGCCAAUGGGAUAUCACCAACACAUCUGCAUCAAGACUUGUCCUUGGACACAGUGGCAGCUAUUAUCCUUGGGUACACUACAAAAUGAGCCUGAAGAGAAAGCCAUCUUUGGCGAUACUGACAACUCUCCUGCCUAUCCUGGUGCUGGGAUUAGUGAAUGUGGUGGUGUUCCUCAUUCCUGUGGAGUCUGGAGAGAAGGUGUCCUUUGCCAUCACGGUGUUGCUAUCUUUCACUGUAUCCCUAUCCUUCGUCACUGGACUGCUGCCACAGAACGCUGACAGUAUACCUGUGUUUACUAUCUUUCUUGUUGGCCUGUUUAUCAUGAGCUCUCUCUACGUGUUCCUGACCAUCUGGACCGUUCAAGUGUUCCAUCGGGACGCAGCCAUCAAACCUGUUCCGUCGUGGAUGGGACGUAUGACAAGGUCCUGGGAGAGAUGCAUCUUUGGCACUCCUGCUGUUGGAAGUACGGAGAUCCUGUCACUGGACAAGAAGUCGAAUGAAUCAUGGAAUCCACCACCAAUGACCUGGAAGCGAGUCAGCAGAAUGAUGAGCAGGAUUUUCUUCUUUUUGUUUUUCAUGCUGUUCAUCAUUACAACAGUGGUGUUUUUCCUGAAGAUAUCAUAUUUCUGAUAUUACGGAAACCAUGAUUAUUGUAAAUAUAAUCUGUCUGACAUAGGAAGGACACAGAGACAAUAGUAUGAUCUGAUAUUUUUCUAACGGUUGGUUGUCAGUAUUCUCUACCAAC
Messenger RNA from Haliotis rubra (blacklip abalone), 1476 nucleotides. Its product is annotated as neuronal acetylcholine receptor subunit alpha-6-like. Gene Ontology annotation, cellular component: neuron projection; synapse; membrane. Gene Ontology annotation, molecular function: neurotransmitter receptor activity; extracellular ligand-gated monoatomic ion channel activity; transmembrane signaling receptor activity. The transcript has a single exon. The record is from RefSeq and is a predicted model, not a curated record. Gene Ontology annotation, biological process: nervous system process; chemical synaptic transmission; regulation of membrane potential. NCBI's taxonomy places the organism in Eukaryota, Metazoa, Mollusca, Gastropoda, Lepetellida, Haliotidae. Bases 105 to 1361 code for a protein of 418 amino acids.